CCAUGAUACACCUCAUGACAAGCCUCAUCCCAGAAAAUUGAACAAUAACCGAGGCCAUCAAUUACUUAAUCUUUGCCAUCGUCACCUAGUAGUGAUUCAUGAUACUACCACUCGCCUUUAACUGAACUGAAAAUCUCGUCUUCGCCACCUCGAAUCCUUCAUCUUUACCACAACUUACAUAUCCAUCAUGGCACGACGAUCUAGCAAGAGCUCGGCCUCUAGGCCAGCGGGCUCAAUUCGCAUUGUGAUGCCUUCAUCUAGCCAAGCGCCUCCUGCGAAGGCUGCGCCCGAGAAAGCCGUCACCGAAGAGGACGUGAACAAACUCAGCAUCGCCGACCUUACUCUUGAUGUACCUCUGAUCCCCUUUAGAACGAAGCGCCGCGUACCCAAAAUACCGUUUCAUUUCCUCGACCUACCCGCCGAAGUGCGCAUCCAGAUCUACACAUACUUCUUCGACGAUGUCCCUACACUUCUAGAUCUCGGGCCUGGCAAUUAUAAGCGCGUACACAAGAAGCUUGGGCUCAUGCGAGUCUGCAAACAGGUUCAUGAUGAAGCGACAUUCGCUUUCUACAGUACACGAACUUUUCGUCUGUUUCCCACCUAUCCUGGCAAAUACUUCAAGAGCAAGAAGCCUCUGCUGGCAAGGUUGAAGCCGCAGCAGCGAAAAUUCCUCACAUCUCUCGAAUUGCGCCUUGGCCCUGGAUGGAACGCGCCGCCGCGUGGAUGGGUUGUUAACCCAGCGCUCGGUCUCUCGGAAUGCAAGGACGUUGAGCGCCUCAAUAUCUUUGUCGAGUGCGACCCCAGUGAUAACAUCUUCCAAGGUUGGCGCCGAUCAGAAGGUUUCUACGAGGCGUUCAGCCGGAACCUUCUCACUGAUGUGCUGGAGGCAUUGCCUUCCCUUCGGGCUGUUCAGUUUGAUGGCUGGACAAGCGUCAAAAAAUCUGGAGAUAUGAUGCAGGGUCUCAUGCAAAUUGUCGAGCAACAAGGCCUCAGCAUUGAAUGGGGCCCUGAAAGAGGAUGGACUGACGCCGAUGACGACGAGGAAGAGGGAACUGAGCCGGUGGGUUAUCCUGAAGGAUUCCCCCACCCUGGAUAUGAAGCGCAUGGACUACUGGCUUUGGCUUAGUGUUAAAGACCCUGAGGUUAUUUUUCUUGGUUCUGAUGAGUUUUAUGACGAGCACGAUUUCAUUUAUAUACAAUAAUGCAGUAUAUGGCUACUACUCUAGCAGUACUAUGCAGCGAAAUACUAUCAAGUUCAAUGCUAUUCCAACCCGUGGUAUUGUCCGUCUCUAUGCUUCGUAAAGUCAAAACAAAGUCUUAUCGUGCCCCAAGCAUCGCGAGUGCGUUGCGCAGCUCUUGAACUGCAGUAGGCACAUCCUCAAAGUUCAACGCCGAUAUUGCCCACUUAGCGUGCUUCUGAGCCUGGUUGAUAUCUUUCUGGUCUGUCGUGUAAUUUGCUGGAGGAGGUGCAGAUGUAGGGGCCUGCGCAGGAGGUGAGUGAGCUGGUGAGCCCCCAGGGUGUGAAGAGGCAAGGUGUGGCAUCAUUGGCCUGAUAGGCUCGACACCUGGAGCCAGUUCGGGCUCGGGUUCAACUACGGGUGCCUUUCCAGGAGGAGCGGAUGCAAGGUGUGGCAGCCAUGGUCUUGCGGCUGCUGCGGCAUUGAGGGGGUUUGAAUGAUCAAUUGGUGCCUUGGUGGGAU
Messenger RNA from Fusarium graminearum PH-1, 1700 nucleotides. RefSeq lists its product as uncharacterized. The transcript has a single exon. Bases 188 to 1126 code for a protein of 312 amino acids. The record is from RefSeq and is a predicted model, not a curated record. Lineage: Eukaryota; Fungi; Ascomycota; Sordariomycetes; Hypocreales; Nectriaceae.